AUGGCGGGCACCUGCUCAAUGAUAUGCUUGAUUAUAAUCACCCUAUUCAUUCCUCCACUCGGCGUCUUUCUCAUCUCCGGCUGUGGCGUUGACUUCUGGAUCAACGUCCUGCUCACGAUUCUCGGCUAUUUCCCGGGCCACAUCCACGCUUUCUAUCUCGAAUACGUCUACUAUGACCGCCGCAACCGCGAUCCCAUGACCCGUGCCUAUCAGCAGCCGGCGCCUGGGGUCUACUCGGACCGGGUCCAAAAUAGGGGUCAUGCGGGCCGCAGUUACGGUACCAUGUGA
Molecule: messenger RNA, 288 nt
Organism: Penicillium alfredii
Lineage: Eukaryota; Fungi; Ascomycota; Eurotiomycetes; Eurotiales; Aspergillaceae
Product: YqaE/Pmp3 family membrane protein
Exons: 3
Coding region: 1-288 (95 amino acids)
Cellular component (GO): membrane
Source: RefSeq, a predicted model, not a curated record